AUGGGUUACCAUCACGAUGUCUUCCACCGGCUGGUCAAGCGUGCCACACAAUGCGGCAAUAUCACAGACCCGAAUAGUGAUCAAAAUAUUGGAUCGGCUACAACUCAGUCGAACUCGUUAUCUGGAUUCUUAUCUUCAUUUAUCAUCAAUGGUGCCAUCUUCGGUAUAAUGGUCAUUCUAUUUGUCAUCCUACGAGUAUCACAACGUCGUCAAUAUGCCCCUCGAACAUAUGUCGGCGCCGUCAAGAAAGAGAAGCGACCCGAUCCACUACCAGAUGGUAUUUUUUCCUGGGUUGGGCCAUUGGUUGCUAUCAACGAAUCGUAUGUCAUCGAGAAAACAUCCUUGGAUUCCUAUUUCUUCCUACGAUAUCUCAAAAUCGGCAUUGUUAUGACCCUGGUCGGUUGCCUUAUCACAUGGCCUAUCCUCUUCCCUCUAAACCUCACAGGUGGUGCGGGGCAGAAGCAGCUUGAUAGUCUCGCAAUGGGUAACGUUAACAAGGCAACUCAUAAGAAUUGGUACUUUGGUCACGUCUUGGCCGCCUAUCUUUUCUUUGGCUUCGUCCUGUUUACUAUUUACCGCGAGAUGAUGCACUUCGUUGCUGUUAGACAAGCGUACCUUUGCUCUUCAAUGUACGCCAACAGAGUCUCCGCUCGUACCCUCCUAGUAACUUCGAUCCCAGACGACUACCUCGGUGUCCCCCAAUUGCUGAAACUAUUCGACAACGUCGCUCGUAUUUGGAUCAAUACGGAUGUGAAAGAACUCGAGGAAACUGUCGAGGAACGCGACAAGCUCGCUAUCAAGUUGGAAAAUGCCGAAAUCAAGUACAUCAGAACUGCAGACAAAAAUCGCAGGCUCGCUAUCAAGAAAGGCACUGCUGGCGACGCCGACGCCGAAACUGGGUCAGUCGGCGCCAGAUGGGUACCAGCAAAGGAUAGACCGUCGCAUAAGCUCAAGUUCCUCAUUGGCCAGAAGGUUGACACCAUUGAUUGGAGUCGUACUGAGUUAAAGGCCUUGAACACAAAAAUCAAGGAUCUCCAGGAACGCCAGCGAACGGAUCAAGUCAAGCAAAUGAAUUCAGCUUUCAUCGAAUUCACUACUCAACAGGCUGCCCAAAUUGCGUUCCAGUGUCUAGCAAGCAACCUUCCUCUGCACAUGGCACCACGAUAUAUUGGAAUUACUCCUGACGAGGUUGUCUGGUCCAGCUUACGGCUCAAAUGGUGGGAGAGACUUGUGAAAAUUACUUUGGUCACAGCGUUUAUUGCAGCCCUCAUUGUUUUCUGGUCUUUCCCGGUCGCCGUCGUCGGUACUAUUUCAAACAUCAACUACCUUACCUGUCAACUCCCUUGGCUCGGGUUCAUUAAUAAGAUCCCUUCAGCUAUUCUGGGAGUUAUCACUGGUUUGCUCCCAGCCGUUAUGCUGGCUGUCUUAAUGGCGCUUUUGCCAAUCAUCCUCCGCAUGUGUGCCCGAAUCGUCGGAAAACCAUCCCUUUCACACGUCGAGCUCCAUGUCCAGAAUUCGUAUUUCGCCUUCCAAGUCAUCCAGGUCUUCCUUGUGACUACACUCUCGUCCGCAGUGGCCUCGUCUAUCCAGAGCAUUCUUAAUCUUACCAGCCCUUCUGCAAUUACAAAUUUUCUGGCUACCAACAUACCCAAGGCAUCUAACUUUUAUAUCUCUUACAUGCUUUUGCAGGGAUUGUCCGUUUCUGCUGGUGCCCUCCUCCAAAUUGCUGGCUUAAUCGUCGGUAAAAUACUCAGUUUUAUUCUUGACAGCACACCUCGUAAGAAGUGGAAUCGAUGGACCAAGCUCUCUGGGCUAGGAUGGGGAACUGUCUUCCCAGUCUAUACCAAUAUCGUCGUCAUUGCUCUAACAUAUGCCACAAUCGCCCCGUUGAUUCUUGGAUUUGCAACCAUCGGCUUGACACUCUUCUACCUCGCAUACAAGCAUAACCUUUUGUUUGUGUACGACAACAGCAUUGAUACAAAAGGAAUGGUUUACCCUCGUGCUCUCUAUCAAACCCUUACCGGUGUUUACCUCGCGGAAAUCUGUAUGAUUGGCUUGUUUAUUAUUGGCACCGCUCCGGGACCUAUAAUUCUCUCCAUCAUCCUCCUGGUUCUCACCAUCCUCUUCCAAAUUGCCCUCACAAACGCCUUCGGUCCUAUGCUAGAACCUCUCCCACGAAAUCUCCAGAUUUCGGAGAAUAACCCCGCUACAACUAGCGAAUCGAACGGUGAUAAAGCCGCUCCUACAGCCCUAGCUCUUGAAACGCCCCCUAAAGUUUCAAUGAUCAAGAAAUUCUUCCAACCACACGUCUACGCGACAUACCUUUCCGCUAGGGCGCUAAUCCCUCAGAAUGAGGUGGAGUAUACUUAUACUUCCGAGGAACGCGAGAAUGCCUACGUUCACCCAGCUUUGGCUGCAGGAGAACCGGUACUCUGGCUCGCCAAAGAUGAAGCUGGUGUCAGUGCCGAGGAGAUAGAGGGAUGCAAGACAUUUGAUAUCGUUGCCAGCGAUGAGUUCGCCUGGGUUGACGAGAAGAGCAAGGUCCAAUGGGAACCUGUUGUUGACGACCAGCAGGUCAACCCACCAGAUUACGCGGAGAAGCAACCGAUGUAA
Messenger RNA from Orbilia oligospora ATCC 24927, 2613 nucleotides. RefSeq lists its product as uncharacterized. The record is from RefSeq and is a predicted model, not a curated record. Bases 1 to 2613 code for a protein of 870 amino acids. Gene Ontology annotation, molecular function: calcium-activated cation channel activity. The transcript has 3 exons. Gene Ontology annotation, cellular component: plasma membrane. NCBI's taxonomy places the organism in Eukaryota, Fungi, Ascomycota, Orbiliomycetes, Orbiliales, Orbiliaceae.